AUGGUUAAAAAUCAUGAUAUGUGGAACUCAAAUCAUGACAAAAUUUCACCUGCACUAAGACUGAGCUAUGAGCAAUUGCCAUCUAAUCUCAAAGUAUGUCUUGCUUACUGCUCAAUAUUUCCCAAGGGCUGUGUGAUUGAAAUAGAUAAAUUAAUACAGUUGUGGGUAGCAGAGGGUCUCAUUAGUCAGGCUUCUAAUGAAUCCGAAGAUCUUGAGGACAUUGGGACUCGAUAUUUCCAAGAGUUAUUGUCGAAAUCCUUUUUUCAAGAUGUUGAAGAAUAUCGUUCCAUUUUUACCUCAAUCUGUAGAUUGCAUGACCUUGUACAUGAUCUUGCACUGUCAGCAGCAGGGUUUGAAUUUUGUCUGGUGACUUCUCAUAUACAAAACAUUUCUGAUGAGGUCAGACAUGUGGCAUUUUCUGACUAUGAUUUGUCAGGCAAGGAACUGCCAGCAUCCCUUCUCAAUAACCAGGCAUUAAGGACCAUAUCCUUCUCCAUCGGUGGCAUAGGGCCAAUGAGUACAUUGUACGUUGAGAAUUGCAUAGCAAGAUUCGUGCAACUUAAAGUUCUAGAUAUCAGUGAUUCAUGUUUUGAUGAGCUGCCUAGCUCUGUUGGCGAAUUGAAGUACUUAAGAUAUCUUGAUGUAAGUGCCAAUGGCAGCAUUAAAGAAUUACCCAAUUCGAUUAACAAGCUGCUGAGCUUACAGACACUUAGAGUUUCUCAUUGUGCACAACUUGAAGGGCUACCUAAAGAUAUUGGAAAUUUGAUCAGCCUAAAGCACUUGUAUAUAACCGCCAAGCAAGCCUGUUUUCCUGAUAAAGCAAUUGGCUGCUUAUCAUCUCUUCGUUCUUUGUUUAUUUACAGCUGCAACAAUCUCGUAUCUUUGUCUGAAGGUCUGCAACAUCUGACUAGCCUUCGCACAUUGGCAAUCAUCGGCUGCCCAAGACUGACCUUUUUCCCAAGUGCUAUGAAACACCUUACUGCUCUGGAGAAUCUGUUGAUUGUUGACUGUGAAGAGCUUACAUUGUUGGAGUGGCAAGAUAUUGAAGGGCUUAGGAUGCUCCGGUCACUGGUUAUCGGAGGCUUACGCGAAAUGGAGUCAAAAGAUGUUCAAUGCCUUGGGAGCCUUCAGAUGUUGGUGCUUGCUGGUUUACCACAGUUAGCUACUUUGCCUCGAUGGCUUGAAGGUGCUAGUUCUACUCUACAGUAUCUGAGGGUAGAAAGGUGCCUGAAUUUUGCAGCAUUGCCAAAGUGGCUGGAAAAUCUCACCUCACUUGAAAAACUUGAAAUAUCCAAGUGCAGUACAUUAUUUUCAUUGCCCGAGGGGAUGAGUUGCCUCACUAACAUGAAGGUACUUAGGAUCGACAACUGA
Messenger RNA from Lycium ferocissimum, 1371 nucleotides. Its product is annotated as disease resistance protein RGA2-like. Gene Ontology annotation, biological process: defense response to other organism. The transcript has a single exon. The record is from RefSeq and is a predicted model, not a curated record. The coding region runs from base 1 to 1371 and encodes 456 amino acids. Lineage: Eukaryota; Viridiplantae; Streptophyta; Magnoliopsida; Solanales; Solanaceae.